This is a messenger RNA of Cynara cardunculus var. scolymus (artichoke), 535 nucleotides long. RefSeq lists its product as uncharacterized. The transcript has a single exon. The coding region runs from base 117 to 326 and encodes 69 amino acids. NCBI's taxonomy places the organism in Eukaryota, Viridiplantae, Streptophyta, Magnoliopsida, Asterales, Asteraceae. The record is from RefSeq and is a predicted model, not a curated record.
AGAAAACCUUUAUCGAUCUUCAAACUUCCUCCUUCACGAAUUGCACUUCCAGUAGUUGUAGAUCUGAAAAGUUAAGGUUCACUCCAUCGUCGUCAAGCUCAAAUUCAUCACCGGAGAUGGCGGACUGGGGACCAGUACUGGUGGCGGUGGUACUAUUUGUGCUGUUAACACCGGGACUGUUAUUCCAGUUGCCUGGUCACAACAAGGUGGUGGAGUUCGGAAACAUGCACACCAGCGGAGCCUCCAUUAUUGUUCACGCCGUUAUCUAUUUCGCUGUCCUCACUAUCUUCCUCAUCGCCAUCGGCGUUCAUGUCUACGCCGGCUAGUUAUUGCCGUUCCGGCGAGGUAUUUUCUGAUUCACUGUGUUGUUCCCCUUCUGGUUUUCAGUCGCUUCACUAUAUUUACAUUUACCCCCCCUGCAUUUUUCUAUUUAUUGACUUUUUACCCCCCAUCGUUCAUUAGAUUUGGUUUUUUAUGAAUUUGUAUGUGUAUUUGAGAAUUAUUGGUAUAAAAGUUUGUUUACAUUGACGGUGAA